Messenger RNA from Lampris incognitus (smalleye Pacific opah), 3428 nucleotides. Its product is annotated as protein phosphatase 1D-like. Lineage: Eukaryota; Metazoa; Chordata; Actinopteri; Lampriformes; Lampridae. The record is from RefSeq and is a predicted model, not a curated record. Gene Ontology annotation, cellular component: cytosol; nucleus. Gene Ontology annotation, molecular function: protein serine/threonine phosphatase activity; cation binding; mitogen-activated protein kinase binding. Gene Ontology annotation, biological process: protein dephosphorylation. Bases 24 to 1811 code for a protein of 595 amino acids. The transcript has 6 exons.
AGGAACACCCCGCUCGGUCAGCCAUGGAGAACGAAUUGUUGAUUCGAGUGAGCGUGUUCGCCGACCAAGGAGGAAGGAAGUACAUGGAGGAUGUCACCGAUGUCGUAGUGGAGCCCGAGCCGGGGGAAGAGGCGCCCGGGACGGACGGCUGGAAAGACGGCGGAGGCGGCGCCGCUCAGCCCGGCUCUGCCGCCGCCGGAAGCGCUCAGCCCGGCUCUGCCGCCACCGGCUCUGGCGCCGCUCAACCCGGCUCUGCCGCCGGCGGAGGCGCUCAGCCCGGCUCUGGCGCCACCGGCGGCGGCGGCCCGCCUGCAGAAGUGUCGGAUCCUCCGCUGCUGGCGGCUACAUCCGCGCACCUCACGCCGAGCGACGGCCGGCCCACGGCGGCUGCAGCGUCCCUCCCGGAGGAGGGCACCCGGUCGCUGGCUCGGUGCGCCGCGGAGACCGGAAGCCGUCCCCGCCGCUCGGUGGCUUUCUUCGCCGUGUUCGACGGCCACGGGGGGCGUGAGGCGGCUCAGUUUGCGCGGCUCUGGCUGUGGGAGUUCAUCAAGAAGCAGCGCGGGUUCUGGUCCCGGUGCGACGCGGACGUGUGUUCGGCCAUACGGAAAGGAUUCGUCGCCUGUCAUCACGCCAUGUGGAAGAAGUUACCUGAGUGGCCGAAGACACUUACGGGCCUACCCAGUACAUCUGGCACCACAGCCAGUGUGGUUGUCAUCCGGGGUGACCGCAUGUACGUGGCUCAUGUAGGGGACUCUGCAGUGGUCCUUGGAGUCCAAGAUGACCUUUCCGACAAUGUCAUAAGAGCUGUGGAAGUCACACAGGACCACAAGCCUGAGCUGCCCAAGGAGAGAGAGCGUAUUGAAGGUCUUGGAGGGAGUGUCAUUAAGAAGUCUGGCGUGAACCGCGUGGUCUGGAAGAGGCCCCGGCUGAGCCACAACGGCCCUGUACGCAGGAGCACCGUCAUCGACCAGAUCCCGUUCUUGGCUGUGGCCAGGGCUCUUGGUGAUCUUUGGAGCUAUGACUUCUACAGCGGGGAAUUUGUAGUGUCACCAGAGCCAGACACUAGCGUGGUGAUCCUGGACCCCAGCAAACACCGCUACAUAAUCCUGGGCAGCGACGGCCUGUGGAAUAUGGUGGCACCCCAGGAUGCCAUCUCCCUUUGCCAAGAUAACGACAAAUCUCCGGCGCUGUGUGGCAUGUCAAAUGCCCGGCAGUUAGUAAGUCAUGCUCUUCUACGAUGGCGCCAGCGGAUGCUCCGUGCUGACAACACCAGUGCCAUUGUCAUUGCCCUGCAGGAGCCUGGGACUCCCCAGGAAAUGGUGCACCACGAGGAGUUUCUGCUCAAUUUAGCCAGGGUGUCCCAGAGUCCUCCCCCUUCCGUUUCCCACUGUGAGACCGCACGCCUUAAGCAGUCUCCAGAGUCGGGUUCGCCAACAGCUAUCUGUGAGCUCUCGCCCAGACUGGGACGAAGGGAGGGUCUGUCAGGAUGCAGCACCCUGCACACUAAAUCCCAGAAGGAUCCCCUUGACCCGCUGCUACGACACACUGAUGCCAGCUGUGAGCCCUCCUUUUUCGGUUCAUCCCCAGCCAAGCACUUGACUCUGAGGGAGGGAUUUGGGGGUGGUGCGAGGACACCCAAUAACAAAAGGGCCGCCAAUGGGUCCACGGUCCAUUUGGCUAAGAAGGCCCGGCGCAAAAACUCUGAGAGGACGUCACUGGUCAGACACAGUGUGGAAAAACGUCAGGAAAAGUCGUCCGGCAUUCCUGCCCUGCUCCGGCAGCACAGCAAAACCACUGUGUGUGUAUGCUGAAUCCCGGCUCCAGCUAUUUGUACUGCACUUAUGGAGUUCACUAAAACACACAUCAAUAGGCUGCCUCUUCUAAACCACUACCCUUUUCCAAAAAAAGACCAAUUUCAGUUUAGUCACUGUGGAUUUAUACACUGAUGAGCCAAAACAUGGUCACAUGUCUAAUAUGCUGGUGGUCCUCCGUGUGCCGCCAAAACAGUGCCGAUCCACCGAGGCAUGGAUUCUACAAGACCCCUGAAGGUGUCAGGUGGUAUCUGGCACCAAAACAUUAGCAGCAGAUCCUUAAAGUCCUCCUGUAAGUUGUGAGGUGGAGCCGCCGUGGAUCGGACUUGUUGGUCCAUCACAUCCCACAGAUGCUCAAGCGGAUUGAGAUCUGGAGAAUUUGAAGGCCAGGGCAACACCUUGAACACUUCGUGUUCCUUAAAGCAUCCUCAAACAAUGUGUGCAGUGUGGCAGGGCACAUUAUCCUGCUGAAAGAGGCCACUGUCAUCAGGGAAUACCACUGCCAUGAAGGGGUGUACCUGGUCUGCAAUGAUGUUUAGGUGCCACAUGUCAAAUUGAUGUCCACAUGAAUGGCUGGACCCAGGGUUUCCCAGCAACACAUAUCCCAGAGCAUGACACUCCCUCCACUGGCUUGUCGUCUUCCCACAGUGCAUCCUGGUGCCUCCGGUUCCACAGGUAAACGAUGCAUACGUACACAGCCAUCCACGUGAUCUAAAAGAAAACGGGACUCAUCUGAUCAGGCGACCUUCUUCCAUUGCUCCAAGCUCCAGUUCCGAUGCUCGUAUGCCCAUGGUGCUUUCAGCGGUGGACAGGGGUCAUCACGGGCACUCUGACCGGUCUGCGGCGAAGUACACAGCUCCAUACGCAGCAGGGUGCGAUACGCUGUGUUGUGACACAUUCCUACCGUAGCCAUCAUUAAAAUGUUCUGUAGACCUUCUGUUGGUUUGGACCAGACUGGAUCGCCUUUGUUGCCCUCGUGCAUCGAUGAGCCUUGGGCAUGGUUUGUCCCUCCUCGGACCCCUGUCGGUAGGUACUCACCACUGCUGACCAGGAGCACCCCACAAGCCUUGCUGUUUCAGAGAUGCUGUGACCCAGUCUUCUGGCCUUAUCAAAGUCGCUCAGGUCUUUACUGCUGCUCAUCUGUCCUGCGUCCAGCAUGUUGACUUGUUCACUUACCAGCGGAUUCACCCAGACCGCCACAUGUACCCUUGUUUGGAGACAAUCAAGGUUAUUUGGUUCACCUGUGAGUGGUCAUAAUGUUUUGGCUCAUUGGUGUAUUGCGUAUUCAUUGUCAGCAAAUGGGGUGUCUCCUGUAUGGCUUGACCGUUAAAAUCACCACACCUUCUAACAAACAGUGUGGAGCAAGGGUUUGCCCUCUCACGGGUUGUUUUUUUGUCUUUUUACAGACCAUUAUCAUAAAAUUCAUUUCCAGUUUGCACUUUUCUCAGCAGAGCUCUCUUGAAACAACAGAUGUCUUUGUUUUCCAAAUCCUUCCUAAAAUGGUGCAGAUCUUUUUUAUUGUUUGCAUUGUCGCAUGUAGAUAAAUACAAGCAGGUGUAAAAAAUAACGAAUAAUCAUUUUUUAAAGAAGCGUAGAGAAGUAAGUGAACAUGUUUCU